CUCCAUCUUCAUGAUCACGACUCACAAAAAAGGUAAAAACUGAAGCAAACAACAAUGGCGAACCCAGAGGGUAGUAGCAGAGGUUCAAGAUGGUCCCUUAAGGGAUCCACUGCCCUCGUUACUGGAGGCACACGUGGAAUCGGGCAUGCUGUGGUGGAGGAACUGGCGGAGUUUGGUGCCACGGUGUACACUUGUUCCAGGAAUGAAGAGGAGCUGAAUGCACGCUUGAAGGAAUGGAAAGAGAAAGGGUUUUUGGUUUCUGGGUCGGUUUGUGAUGUGACUUCUCCAGCCCAAAGAGAGAACCUCAUUAAACAAGUGGACUCUGCCUUCAACGGCAAGCUCAACAUACUUGUAAACAAUGUGGGAACAACUGUGAGGAAACCAACAAUAGAGUAUACUACUGAAGAUUAUUCAAAAUUGAUGGCAAUUAACUUGGACUCUGCAUACCAUCUCAGCCAACUUGCAUAUCCUCUUCUUAAAGCAUCUGGAAAUGGAAGUAUUGUGUUCAUUUCCUCUGUUGCAGGUCAGACAAGCGUAGCUUCUGGAGCCAUUUAUGCAGCAAAUAAAGCUGCUAUUGAUCAGCUUUCUAGAUAUCUUGCGUGUGAAUGGGCGAAAGACAACAUAAGGAGCAACAGUGUUUCACCCUGGUAUACCAACACAUCAGUUCAUACACAGUUGCUUACAAAUAAGGAAAUUGUUAACGAGAUAAUAUCUCGAACGCCAAUAAAGCGAAUUGCAGAAGCACAUGAAGUGUCAUCCUUGGUGACUUUCCUUUGUUUGCCAGCAGCUUCUUACAUGACUGGACAAGUUAUUUGUGUUGAUGGAGGAUUUAGCGUGUAUGGAUUUCAACCCAGCGUGAGAAUUACUUGAAAGAAAAAUGGAUUUUUUAUGGUUAGAUUAUGUGAACAAAGUGGUCGCUUGAGUUUUGGACCUCCCAUGAUCAAUAUGUUUUGAAUGGCGAAUGAGUUAUGUUAGUAUUUUAAAGAUAAAUUUAGGUAGAUAUAUUCAAUACCUAUAAGAUUAGGGGUGCACUCUCCUUACGUCUCGUUCAA
Molecule: messenger RNA, 1052 nt
Organism: Vigna umbellata (rice bean)
Lineage: Eukaryota; Viridiplantae; Streptophyta; Magnoliopsida; Fabales; Fabaceae
Product: tropinone reductase homolog At5g06060-like
Molecular function (GO): oxidoreductase activity
Source: RefSeq, a predicted model, not a curated record